GGGUUUCUGGGAACUGUGGCCACUUCACUUCUCCGCUCAGUUCCUUUGCGUGCCACGGGCAGGCCUCCGUGGGUGGACUGAAGUUAGCCAGGACUUAGCCCUUCACUUGGGGGGACUCCGUGGCGGGAUCCUGGAGCAUCCUCCUUGGCCAACGGGGCUAGGUCGUGAGAGAGAAGAAAAGUGUAGGGUGGUGCAGAGAAGGGGGUCAGCUCGGCAGCCUUCGCUCUCCACGCCCCACCCAGGAAGCGUCUGUGGAUGACUGCAAAGUUUCCCUUUUUUCGCUUUCUCAUCAGUGUAAGCCCCACCGAAGUAAGCGCCGGAGAAGUUAAAGCAGUUACCGUAACUUGCAGACUCUCCCGCCCCGUCCUCACCCUUUGUGAUUUCCUGUCUCAUCUCCCUGACUCCUGCGGGCCAUGGGCAGCCGAGACUACCUGUUCAAGGUGCUGGUGGUGGGAGACGCCGCAGUGGGCAAGACGUCUCUCGUCCAGAGGUACUCCCAGGACAGUUUCAGCAAACACUACAAGUCCACCGUGGGAGUGGACUUUGCUCUGAAGGUUGUCCAGUGGUCCGAUUCAGAAAUGGUGCGGCUCCAGCUAUGGGAUAUUGCAGGCCAAGAGAGAUUCACCUCCAUGACUCGUCUGUACUAUCGGGAUGCUUCAGCCUGUGUCAUCAUGUUUGAUGUCACCAAUGCCACCACCUUCAGCAACAGCCAGAGGUGGAAGCAAGACUUAGAUUGUAAGCUCACAUUGCCCAGUGGGGAGCCUGUGCCCUGCCUGUUAUUAGCCAACAAGAGUGACCUAUCCCCUUGGGCAGUGACAAGGGACCAGAUUGACCGGUUCAGCAAAGAGAAUGGUUUCACUGGCUGGACUGAAACAUCAGUCAAGGAGAACAAAAAUGUUAAUGAAGCUAUGAGCCUGCUCCUCAGUCUGACUUCUAGUUUAUUUCCUAGAGUCCUUAUUGAACAGAUGAUGGCCAAUACCAGGGAAGGCAGCACAUCUCUGCCCACACAAGGUGACUACAUCAACCUGCAAACAGUAUCCACACCUGGCUGGACCUGCUGUUAAUUGUGUGCAGCUUUCUCCUUAUCUUGAAUGGGGAAGGUCUGACCAUCUCUUUGUUUUCCUUCCCUAUCCACCCAGCUGCCUAAUUAAGAACUUGUGAUGAAUCUUCUACUGAGAAAACACCAGCCUUAUUACUUUAGAGCAUUUUCUUCUGACCCAGCAGGCUGACACUUCGUUACUCAGACAAGACCUAUAAGUACCUGUGUAUAUUUCUGCAUUGCUUGGAUAUCUGCUCUGAGUUACUCCCAUGGCACAGGUUGUAUGUCCCAGGUGGUGGGUUCAAAGGAGGGCCCUUUAUGCCCCUUUUCAUAAGACCUGAUUGGAAUGUUAUUGGAGUAAGUGUAGAUGGAAGAAAGCACACUUUUUCAUCAUGAACUACAACUGUUCUUCAGGCUAUCAUCCCAUGAAGGCAAUAUCCUGACUUCAGACCAAGAGAACAAAGAUCAAGAUGUUUUCUUGCCAAACUCUUUUGUGGGUCACUACUUUUGUCGUUCUGGACUUUGGAUUUAAGCGUCUAACUCUUGUGUGGCUGUCUGCAGACUUGAAACAACUCUAGAAGUCCUUGUGUUGUAUUUGUGGUUUUAAAAAGGCUCUGAAAUCAGGAUGGGCUUUCUCUCUUUCUCUCCUUAACAGUGGUGGAACUUUUAAUCCAUCUGUCCUGUGUGAUGAGAGUAUCUCUCUUCCUAAAUAUAGACAUGGAGGAAAUGACUAGGAAGUCUUUCUGGGGUCUUUUUACUCAUGAUAGAAGAGUACAGUUUUACAGACUGACUGGUUAAUGAGGAACCUGAUGUUCAUUCAACUCAGCAAAAAACAUUAGUUGGCUAUGAUGUGCUUCUUGCAUAGAAAUGGGAUUUUGAAGUCCCCUAAGUCUGAAAGAAGGAGGAAAUAAAGGGAAGGGGAGAAGUGAGCAAGACUGGCUUCUGAGGGGCUGCUUAGCUCAUGGUAUAAGGUUUAUAGCUGUAGAAAGGUUGUAUGGUCCUGGGGAUAGGAAGGUUUACUAUGUAUGUAACAUUAAGCACAAAAAUCCCAUGAUUCUGUUUCAGGUCAUAGUUCAUUUCUGGAUGGUUGAAUCUUUCCAUGGGAUUGAAGUUUAUAGAAAUGCUCUUUGGGGUCAAUUAUCUGCUCAGGGCUAGAGCUGAGUGAUGGGUCACAAGGGUGAAAGUGAUGAACACAGAGGCCAAGAACCAGGGAUAGAAAGAAGCCAAAACCUUUCCAAGAGAAAUUUAAUCCAUUUAAUACAAUUUUUAUACAAUCCCUAGGUGCUUUCAAAGAUUCCUUUUGUGUUCAAUACAUUUUGUUGACAAUUGUGGGGAUUCCUUUUGUACUAUUAUUCAAACAAGGUUUUUGACUGUGGUAUUCUCAGAUAAACAUCAUGUAAUAGUCACCUUUUGUGAAGGAGAAAUUUAUUUUAAUCUAGUCUAUUGUCCUGAAAAAUCACAAUCAAAUUAUAAAUAAAAGCCUCAUGUGCUCA
Phascolarctos cinereus (koala) is the source of this 2532-nucleotide messenger RNA. RefSeq names its product RAB29, member RAS oncogene family (gene RAB29). Gene Ontology annotation, molecular function: GTP binding; GTPase activity. The record is from RefSeq and is a predicted model, not a curated record. NCBI's taxonomy places the organism in Eukaryota, Metazoa, Chordata, Mammalia, Diprotodontia, Phascolarctidae. Gene Ontology annotation, biological process: phagosome-lysosome fusion; endosome to lysosome transport. Gene Ontology annotation, cellular component: lysosome; late endosome; phagocytic vesicle.